Molecule: messenger RNA, 1726 nt
Organism: Pogona vitticeps (central bearded dragon)
Lineage: Eukaryota; Metazoa; Chordata; Lepidosauria; Squamata; Agamidae
Source: RefSeq, a predicted model, not a curated record
UGUGUGGAACUACAAACAUCACUUUGAUGCUCCUCUACUGCCUUUUCUUCUGCUGCUGCUGCCGCUCCUGCAAAGAUGAAUGUGAAAACCCUUCUCAUGGUGCUGCUCCUGGCCUUGGUUGUGAUUUUUGCCUUAGUCUGCGUCUUGUUGACUAGAGGCGAAAAAUACGCACACUGCAGGUACCAGACACAAUAUAUUCUUCCAGAGCAUCUGCAUAGUGAAAGGAGGUGGCUUUUUGCUGAUCUCAGCCAAGAGGAAAUUGUCCACGUGGUACAGUACCUGAAGUCCAGUCUUGGGGUAGUCCUGGAAGAUGCUUCUCGUGCAAAUCCUUCUGGCAACUGCAUUUACUCCAUUGACUUGCAGUUGCCGCCCAAAGCAGAAUCUCUUUCGUACCUGGAUGACAGAGGCAGCCGUCCUCCUAGGCAAGCGCUGGCUGUGGUGUAUUUUGGAAACCAAACACACCCAAAUGUCACUGAGUAUGUGGUGGGCCCACUCCCAGAGCCGACGUAUCACCGGGAUGUGACCGUGGAGAAGUAUGGACGGCAGGUACCGUAUUAUUGCAGGCCACCCCUUAUUGCAGAAUACAAACAGAUGGAAGGUUUCCUGCACAGCGCUGUGUUUCCCAAAGCUCCAAGCUUCAUGCAGGAAGUGCUGGGCUAUGAUGGCACGAAUGUAGCUGCAAUGACAACAUCUCCCCGGGGACUGAAGUCUGGUGACCGUGCAACUUGGCUAGUCCUUUUCCAGAAUGUGACUGGCUACUUCUUGCACCCCAUUGGCCUGGAGGUGCUGUUAGAUCAUAGCAACCUAGAUAGCUCCCAGUGGAGUGUGAAGAAAGUGUUUUACAAUGGCCAGUACUAUAGAGACUUUACACAACUGGAAAGAGAAUUCACAGAGGGUCGUGUGGAUGUGGAGAAGGUGAAAAAGGUUCCAGUUGAUGGAGAUUUUUCCUCCAUGAAGCCCAGGGUGGACCAUGCUGAGCAAGGCCCUUUGAACUAUGAGGUUUCUGAACCGCGCUACCAUGUGAGAAACAACCAGAUUCAGUCCUCGUCCUGGAAUUUUGCCUUUAGGUUAGAUCUCAGCCGAGGACCACAUCUCUUUGAUAUCAGGUUCAAAGGUCAAAGGAUAGUCUACGAGCUCAGCGUGCAGGACACCAUGUCUGUCUAUGGUUCCAAUAACCCUGGUGGGAUGUUGACCCGAUACAUGGAUGCAAGCUUUGGGAUUGGAAAGCACACAUACCCUCUGGUGCGAGGGGUUGACUGUCCUUAUUCUGCAACUUACCUUGAUGUUUCCUCUUUUUUUGAAGCAGAAAAGCCUAGAGUCACCAAGGAUGCCAUCUGUAUUUUUGAGCAAGAUCUGGGGUCUCCACUUCGGCGUCAUUACUCCAAGAUUAAUUCUAUAUACUAUGGGGGGUUGCCUGGCACUGCACUGGUUUUUCGCUCCGUCUCUACCGUUGGCAACUACGACUACAUCUGGGACUUCGUGUUUUAUCCAAAUGGAGCCAUUGAGAGCAAAGUCCACCCCACUGGCUACAUAAGUUCAUCCUUUCUUUAUGGCAGUGGGCUAGAUUAUGGGAAUAAAGUCGGAGGUCAUACCCUAGGGACAAUACACACCCAUUUCUUUGCCUUCAAGGUGGACAUCGAUGUUGGUGGUAAGUCUCUGCCCUGUCCUAUUCCCCAUGCUCUAUAAAUAAGUAAAAUUUAAAAGCCCAAAAAUGUAAAAUGUUCAU